Theileria equi strain WA is the source of this 1476-nucleotide messenger RNA. RefSeq names its product pepsinogen, putative. Gene Ontology annotation, biological process: proteolysis. The transcript has 8 exons. Gene Ontology annotation, molecular function: aspartic-type endopeptidase activity. The record is from RefSeq and is a predicted model, not a curated record. NCBI's taxonomy places the organism in Eukaryota, Apicomplexa, Aconoidasida, Piroplasmida, Theileriidae. The coding region runs from base 1 to 1476 and encodes 491 amino acids.
AUGAAUUCUACCCUAUUCUUUUUGUAUAGUACUUUCUUACUUGUGGGAAGUACCAGAUUUGUAUGUGGAAGACGUUUGCAUCCCGAUACACAGUCGCAUAUAGAACCUUGUAGCAGUAAAAAGUGGUCCAAAUCAUGUUCACCAGACGUUUGCCUACAUGAAGAACAUCAAGCUGAGUUUGUCGUUGGGCUGAAGCCAUAUAAUGGACCAGGGGACAACCAAGAACUGUCUGUUAUUCAAUUGGCCAAGGAAAACCACGAACUAUUUAAAGAUGGCAAAAUAUCAUUUGGAUUGAGAAAGGGCGGACUAUUUGGUGGAAUAGGUUAUGAUGACUCUGGAUCUGAAAGGAAAUCUGAUGCAUUAAGAAAACAUGCAUACAAGUUUUUACAACUAAGGCAUAAUAACCGUUUGGGUUCUCACACUGAAAAGCAUUAUGUUCCGAUUCGCCAGAUGAAAGAUAGUCUGUAUAUUGGGACAAUUUUCGUUGGUAGCCCUCCUCAAGAAGUACAUCCGAUUUUUGACACAGGGAGCACGAACCUUUGGGUAGUUGGAACAAAAUGUAAAACUCCCUCAUGUACAAAAGUCACUCGUUUUAAUCCACAGCUAUCAAAGACAUUUAGGGCUUUAGCACGACCCAAAAGGAUUCAUAUAAAGUUUGGUACGGGUGAAAUAGAGGGAACACCUGCUCUUGAUUAUAUAUCAAUUGGUGGAGUUAAUAUUCGCCAAACUUUUGCUAUAGUUGAUAACGAAAGUGGUGGUUACGAUGGCAAUAAUGUAUUUGAUAAAAUCAAAUUCGAGGGAAUUGUUGGUUUAGCCUUUCCAGAAAUGUCUAGCAUACCGGGACCAUCUGUCUUUGACAACCUAUCUCAUCUGAAACACCUCAAACACAACGAAUUCGCCUUUUACAUAGGUGACGGACACAACGAUUCACUUUUAAUGUUCGGAGGUGUAGAUCCCGAUUUAUAUGAAGGAAAACUGAAAAUGUUUCCAGUUGUGAGGGAACACUAUUGGGAAGUAAAAUUGGAUGCUAUUUAUAUUGGACAGCACAAGGUAUGCUGUGAUGAGCCAUCAUAUGUUGUUUUUGAUUCCGGAACGUCUUUGAAUAGUGUACCUAGCAAGGAUUAUCGCGUUUUCAUGGAUCAUCUUCCAUACGGGGUAUGCUCUAAGAACAUUUCCGAUGAUUUAACGAUAACAUAUGUAUUGAAUGGUCAAGAGAUAAAAUUGACGCCGGAGCAAUACAUGUUGGUGAAUAAGGAUGAUUGUAUUCCAGCGUUUAUGCAAUUGGAUGUCCCAUCAGAGUUUGGCCAUGCCUAUAUUCUCGGUUCAAACGCAUUUAUGCGCCAUUAUUUCACUGUAUUCAGAAGAGGAAACGGCAAAGAUAUUCCAUCAAUGGUAGGCCAUACACACUUUAAAUUGGAAUUUUAUAGGUUGGGAUCGCUCCGUCUAGACAUGAUGAAGAAGUAUCUAAAAAAGUGA